AAUUUAACACUUGCAUCUCUUUUAAUCAUCUCCUCCUUUAAUUUAAUCAUUUAACUGUUCAUUCAUCGACAAUCAAUUGUUCAUUUGAUUAGAAGACAUUGAUUAGUAAACAUAUCGAUAACUGUUUCAAAUCACAAUCAAACAAGUCUCUUAAUUUCAGCUAAUUGUUUGUGUACGACUGUGUGUGUUUCCAUUGGGUUUACUUUAAUUGUGAUUAACUUUACUCACCUUCCAUCAUGGGGUAUUUUAAGUUUAACUUAAUUUGCCUUCUAAUUGUGUUGACAAUCAAUUUAAAUUAUGCUGCUGAAGGAAAAGAUGAAAAAUUUCCCAAUUUCUAUGCAGCUCCAGCUAAUUUAGAGUUAAUUGCUAUGGACAGUCAACGAUCAACUAAUCAACAAUCAGGUAAACCAAAUAAUUCAUCUCCAUCAUCGAUUGAAAGUUCUGGUGAAUCAACGUUAGUUGCAUCAUCUCUUUCAGCGACAUCAUCAUCAUCCUCAAAAUCUUCAUCAAAAUCAUCCUCAUCUUCAGAAGAAGAUGAUUCCGGUGAGCCGAGAUUCUCAAUCGGCUUAGGAACUUUAGCUCCGUCUUAUUCACAGAAAUUUGGACUCGACGGUAACACAAGACUUGACUUCGAUCAUCAUAACAACGGAUUCUCAUACACUCUAACUAAUCAUCAUCACCCUCAACCAAAUAGUUUUUCAGAUUUAUCAAAGGAUGAAUUUUUUGGCCAACCAUCUAAUCAACAAUUCAGUCAAUCUGAACAUUCAUCGAAGCCCAAUAUCAAAAUCUAUUACAAUCAACGUUACCAUUCAAUACCUUCACCUCCUCCUCCAUCCUCACCUUUGUCAUCGACGGCUGAGAGUAAGAACUUUUUCUCGGCUUUACCACCUUCACCGAGGUCAUUUGAUUUCUCACCUUCAACCCGAUCAAAGUCAAAUAAGAUUCCAGAUGAAUCACGAUUCCGUGAAUUGGUUGAUAAAUACGCUCCAAAGGAGGAAGAAGAUAGUCUUGAAUCUUUCUUCAAGAAAGAUUUAACUCCCAAAGGCUCAUGGAAUUCAUUAUCUGAUAGACCUUCGUUUGAUCAUAUGCCACAUGAUAUGCCUGAUGAGAUGCCCGAACAUCAUCAACCUCAUCCUCAUCACCAUUAUGACUCCGAGCCUCAAACAUCAACACCACCACCCCUCAACAUCAUCCCCAACAUCAUUCCCAUCAUCAUCCUCAACAUCAUCCUCAAAACCAUCAAUCUCAUCACCAAUCUCACUCCCAUCCUCAUCCUCAUCCUCAUCACUCAGAACCAAGGUAUCGAUCUCAUUCAGCAUCAGAUUCUCCCCGUAAUGGUCGAUCCCAUAACCUUGAUAACCAUCAACAACAUCAUCCACAUCAUUCUCAUUCUCAUCCCCCUCCACCUCCACCACCUCCUCCGCCUCACCAUAACCAUCAUCACCAUUCAUCCCCCGAUCAUUCAGGUGAACCACCAAGAGAAAAGUAUUACGACGAUUCUCGUGGAGGAUACGAGGAAAGUCCCAGAAGUUCAAAUGAAUAUUCUGGCUUCAACCCACCAUCGCCAUACAUUGGAUCAGGAUCCGAUCUUGAAGACGAAGAUGUUCCCCAACACCACCAUCAUCGCCAUGAACCAACCAUCGGCUCAUCUGAUAUUUCCGGACCAAUUCAGUUCAAUAGUCAAAUCUCCCAUGGUUCGGAUGCUUUAAACUUCCAGAAAGAUAAUACAAUCAUCACAGGUUCACCUGGAGCACGAGGGUUCGAGUAUAUAAAUCGAAUAACAUCAAAUUCCCAUGAAGAAAUCGAUCCUUUCCAAUUCAACGCUGCUUCGUUCGAGCCCGUUGUUUUCAGUUCGAAUAUCGCUGAAAGAUUCGCUGGAUUCGAGGAUAAUCCACACCAUCACGGGUUCUCUACAUAUAUUGCAGGUCUACCAUUCGCACCUUAAUCUAUUAUCAAAGACAUCGUUCAUUUGCAUUUUCUUAAUCGUAAAAUGAUCAAUCAAGAAAUCGAUUACCAAUACUCCCUCCUCAAAGUGAGUAAUUUAAUUGUCAGUAAAAAUACUGCUUCAGUCUGCAAGAGUGCAAACAAUCAACAAAUCUUUUAACGAUCGACAACCAAAUCAAAUUAAUUAACUAGUGUUCGAUACCAAAGUGAUUUUAAUCUAAUUUAAAUGUUCAAAUAAUAACUAACUAAAUAUUACUUUAAACUUUUUUUUCCUAAUUUGUGUUAAUUGUUUUUAUCCUGUUUUCCAAUACAAAAUCAUCAACAUUAAAAGUGAUUUUUUUAAACAAA
Panonychus citri (citrus red mite) is the source of this 2292-nucleotide messenger RNA. Its product is annotated as protein AF-9-like. The transcript is spliced from 3 exons. The record is from RefSeq and is a predicted model, not a curated record. Lineage: Eukaryota; Metazoa; Arthropoda; Arachnida; Trombidiformes; Tetranychidae. The coding region runs from base 237 to 1709 and encodes 490 amino acids.